AUGGGCCGCUCCCGAAUAACUUCAAGCGAAAACAACACAACACCCAUCACGCUCCCCGCAAACUCGAUCCCACCGCCCAACACCUUCACAGAUGGCCUGCCACUCCCCAAAAUGAUCGUCUUCGAUCUCGACUACACGCUCUGGCCCUUCUGGGUCGACACGCACAUCUCAGGCCCGCUCAAGCCCAGCAAAGAUGGAGGACUGACCGUGAAAGACCGCUACGGAGAGUCAUGCGGCUUCUACAAUGACGUCUCUGGCAUUCUACACCACCUCAAGGCGAAAGGAAUUGUCCUCGGCGCAGCAUCACGGACGUCCGCACCGGACCUCGCUCGCGAGAUGCUCUCCUUGCUUAGGAUACCUGCCGAGAGCCAAGAGGAGGGGAGUAAAGCGAGGACCGCGAUCAGUAUAUUCGAUCAUUUGGAGAUAUACCCUGGGUCGAAGACCACGCAUUUCAAGAAGCUGCAUAGCAAGAGCGGGGUGGAGUACGAGGAGAUGUUGUUCUUUGAUGAUGAGAGUCGGAAUCGGAAUGUAGAGGAUUUGGGGGUGGUUAUGCAGUUGGUGAGGGAUGGGGUUACCAGGGGGGAAAUUGAUCGGGGGGUGGAGGCUUGGAGGAAGAGGAAUGGGAGGACUGAGAAGGAGGAGUAG
Molecule: messenger RNA, 645 nt
Organism: Zasmidium cellare ATCC 36951
Lineage: Eukaryota; Fungi; Ascomycota; Dothideomycetes; Mycosphaerellales; Mycosphaerellaceae
Exons: 1
Coding region: 1-645 (214 amino acids)
Molecular function (GO): acid phosphatase activity
Source: RefSeq, a predicted model, not a curated record